GGACUGGGUAACCGUAUUUUUCUUUUGACAAAAUUGAGCACCACUAACUUCAAUAACUUUCCUUCCUGAAAAGGUGCAGCAAGUUCAGGAGACAUGAUGGGAUGUCUGGAAGCCCUCUUUGCUUGCUUCUUCCCUGCUGCUCUGUGGGCCAUUCACCUGGAGCAGGAGCAGAUCUCUGUCACAAAGCAGCCACUUCAAGGCAGCUCUGCCAAAUUCACUUGCAAGGUGUUUGAUGGAUCGGACUCUACCUACAUUCACUGGUACCGAGCCCGAGCUGGAGAGGCACCACAGAGGGUGCUGUACCUCACUCUCUCUGGGUCAGACUUAAAGCGAGAGGCAGCCUUCCCCCUUGAGAAAUUCUCAGCCUAUGGGACAAAAAGCAUCUCUAACUUGUUGGUGCACAAGCUGGAAAAGACAGACAGCGGCCGCUAUUACUGUGCCACAUGGGAUUUUACACAGUGCCACAAGCUUCCUACAACCCUGCACAAAAAACCACCACAGCUCUGUGUGUGGGGCUCAACUCUCAUAUUAUUGUUGCAGCAGAGCAGGGAGCCCUGCCCCCCGCCCAGGCUCACCAGCCUACAGAACAGAUGGCUCCUCACAAACGGAUGUGCACAAAUACAUCUGAGACAAGCUCAGUUGUCCGUUACCAGGGCAAAAGAUAAAACUGCACGUAUAAUCUGCGAGGCUUCUGGCAUUCAGAACUUCAGGAGUGCUGUUAUACACUUGUAUCGACACAGACCUGGUGAAGCUCCAGAACGGAUUCUGUACAUCUCACCUGAAAAACUUAAAUUUGACAAAGACUCCGAUGAGAACAAGUUUAAUUGUGAAAAGAAGCCUGACCUGCCUAUCUCUACCCUAACAGUAAAUGAAAUAGAUCCCAAUGAUGGAGCUACCUACUAUUGUGCCUAUUGGGAUCACACAGUAUUAGAAAGCCAUAGACAGCCUGUACAAAAACCUCACUCUGAAUACUGA
This is a messenger RNA of Trachemys scripta elegans, 975 nucleotides long. RefSeq lists its product as uncharacterized. Bases 94 to 975 code for a protein of 293 amino acids. The transcript is spliced from 4 exons. The record is from RefSeq and is a predicted model, not a curated record. Lineage: Eukaryota; Metazoa; Chordata; Testudines; Emydidae.